AUGACAUUUAAAGAUACUGGCAAGGCACCUGUAGAACAGGAAGUAGCAAUUCACCAAAUCAGAAUUACCUUGACAAGUUGUAAUGUGAAAUCCCUGGAGAAAGUCUGUGCAGAUCUGAUCAGAGGUGCAAAAGAAAAAAAAACACUAAAAGUGAAAGGACCUGUCCACAUGCCUACCAAGACUCUCACUACACAGAAAACACCAUGUGGUGAAGGUUCCAAGACUUGGGAUUGUUUCCAGAUGUGUAUUCAUAAGUGUCUUAUCAAUUUGCACAGUCCACCAGAGAUUGUCAAGCAGAUAACUUCUAUCAGUAUUGCGCCUGGUGUAUAA
Gekko japonicus is the source of this 330-nucleotide messenger RNA. Its product is annotated as 40S ribosomal protein S20-like. Gene Ontology annotation, cellular component: ribosome; cytosolic small ribosomal subunit. The record is from RefSeq and is a predicted model, not a curated record. The coding region runs from base 1 to 330 and encodes 109 amino acids. The transcript has a single exon. Gene Ontology annotation, molecular function: structural constituent of ribosome. Lineage: Eukaryota; Metazoa; Chordata; Lepidosauria; Squamata; Gekkonidae. Gene Ontology annotation, biological process: translation.